This is a messenger RNA of Lasiodiplodia theobromae, 1578 nucleotides long. Its product is annotated as Siderophore biosynthesis protein. The record is from RefSeq and is a predicted model, not a curated record. Lineage: Eukaryota; Fungi; Ascomycota; Dothideomycetes; Botryosphaeriales; Botryosphaeriaceae. The coding region runs from base 1 to 1578 and encodes 525 amino acids. Gene Ontology annotation, biological process: siderophore biosynthetic process. The transcript is spliced from 2 exons.
AUGACCACCCAAGGCCUUGUCCACCUGCCGAACGGCCAGAACCUUACGGCCGUUCCCGUGUUUGGCGGCCUGCAGUUCAAGGUUAACGACCUGAGCAGCCACAGCAACUCCCCCCUGCCUCCGGGAUGGACCGUCGUGCUCAACUCGCAGAUCGAUGAGCCCGAAGACGAAGAACCAGACCAGGAGAAAAAUGAGGAUAACGAUGAGGACGCCGAGGAGCCAAAGGCCAAGCGUGUGCGCCGCUACACGCGCCCGACGCUGCAGAACGACCAUCUGUACAUCUCUUCCAUCUCCAAUCCGAGCAGCACCGAGUUCAAGCCGGCCUCAUCCCCCACGCGCCAGAUCGCCAUGAUGUUGUGGGCGACGCUGUACUGGUACUUCCAUCAGCCCGAACCCGAGCCGCAGUUGACUACGGCCGCCUCUAAGAACACGGCCCAAUUAGGCAAGCCUAGGGGUGAUUGGCGAAUCAACAUCAACCGCGAAGGCAUCUUCAAGGGCCGCGUUGUGUUGCCCAAGCUCGAGCGCAUGGGCCUCAUCGCUAGUGAAGACUCCAGCGUGGGAAUCGUCCAGGAUGAGAAGUCUGGUGAAGGCUGGACGAACAUGUUCGUGAGCCGCCGCGCCUUCUGGCAGAUGGACCCGCGUCUCUAUCUCUUCACUCUCCCCGCCCUCUCCAUGUCUCCCCACGGCUCGGAAUCUCCCUUCAACUCCAGGCCGAACUCGCCGACCCCGGCCCCGGAGCACAAGAAGCGCGAAUCCGCAAGCAUCGACGGACUCCCGUCAGGCCUCUGGUCUCCUACCGCGCCGGGUCCUUUCCAUUCGAGCAGCCACCUUCCAACCUACUAUCCCCCGGGUCCCACUCAGUACAUCUUCUCGAACAACAUCCGGCACCCGCUGCGGCCGAAGCCCCCGCGCCAGGGCGAGACGUUUUACACGCGCUACAUCCCCAGCGUCGGGCAGUACCUCUCCUUCCGCGUGGCCUCGGCCUCUCCCAAGCCGCAGACGCACACGGGCCCCAUCUCGCACCGCAACAGCGUCUCCGGCGGCGCGCAGCCGAGCAUCGAGACGCUGGCGCUGGGCGACUCGGACACGGACCUGCUGCACCGCUGGAUGAACGACCCGCGCGUGUCGCACUUCUGGGGCGAGCAAGGGCCGCGCGCGCACCAGGAAGCCUUCCUCAAGACCGGCCUGCAGAGCCGCCACAGCUUCCCCGUCAUCGGCUGCUGGGACGGCAAGCCCUUCGGCUACUUUGAGAUCUACUGGGUCAAGGAGGACGGCCUGGGCAAGCACCUCGGCGGCGACGUCGCCAACUACGACCGCGGCCUGCACUGCCUCGUCGGCGAGCAGGAGUUCCGUGGCGCCCACCGCGUGCGCAUCUGGCUCAGCGCCCUCGUCCACUACUGCUUCCUGGCUGACAUGCGCACUGAGACGGUCAUGUUGGAGCCGCGUGUUGAUAACGAGAAGCUCCGCAAGUACCUCGAGGAAGUCGGCUUCUACAAGGAGCGCGAGGUCAGCUUCCCGCACAAGCAGUCGAACCUCAUGAAAAUCAGGCGUGAAGCAUGGAACGGUCCGGCGUUGUAA